Drosophila busckii is the source of this 2019-nucleotide messenger RNA. Its product is annotated as histone-lysine N-methyltransferase 2D. The record is from RefSeq and is a predicted model, not a curated record. NCBI's taxonomy places the organism in Eukaryota, Metazoa, Arthropoda, Insecta, Diptera, Drosophilidae. Bases 1 to 2019 code for a protein of 672 amino acids. The transcript has a single exon.
AUGCCUAUGGCCAUGGCCAUGCCCAUCGAAUCUGUAGCGGAGGGCAAAUCCGCGCAGUCGCAGCCCCACACCGUGGCCGACUUUAUCAUUCAUCCACUGAUUGCCUUCAAGCCGCGCCAGGCCUCAAUGGAGGAGCUGCAGGGUAAGCAGGCGGCGGCGGCGGCGACGCCUGCAACGAAUGCCACGCCCAGCUCGCCAGGCACUUGGCUGUUCGGCAUGAAUCCCGGCCAGGGAUUGGGCUCCGGCUUCUCCACGCUGGCGGGCUCCGUCUCCGGCUGGUUCAGCGAUCGUCUUGCCGCUGCCGGACAGCAGAUCCCAGCGCUGCCCAGUCUGCCAGCGCUGAUGGACACGCCGGUGCGCGUUGGCGCCGCUGGCAGCACCGCGAGCCCACCAACCACCACCACCAGCACCACCCAGCGACCGGAGAUUGUGGUGCGUCUGCAGCAGCGUCCCAAUCGCCGUCGCAACGGCAAUCUCAAUGCCAAUGCCAAUGCCAAUCGCAAUCGUCUGCAGCAGCGUCCGGCGCCCAAUCGCUUCAACAAUCGCCUGGACUCGCUGGAGUCGGAUGAGUACGAUGAUGCGGACUACUUCAAUGGCAAUCGCUAUGAGCAGCUGUUCGACGAGGAGGAGAAUGAGCAACAGCAGCAGGAGCAGGACGAUGAGGAUGAGGAGGUGCAGCAGUUAACUCAGCAGCGACGUCCCGCGCAGUCGCAGCGACGCAAGCAGCAGCAGCAGCCGGCGGCAGUGCGUCGUCCAGCUUUGGCCAUGCUGCGUCCACAGCGCGACGAAGACGAGGAGCUGGAGGAGGAGGAGGAGGAGGAUGACGAUGUAGCCGCCUUCAAUGACAACGACGAAGAGGAGGAGGAGGAGGAGGAGGAACUGGAGAGCGAGGAAAGCUUCCUGCCCGUGCGCUAUAGCCAAUCCUCACGCAAGACCCAAAACUUCCUGCAGAGCAGCCAGCAGAAUCUCAUUAACCAACUGCGUCGCCUGACCUUUGGCCAAUCCCCCGCCGAGCUGGGCCAGCGUCUGCGCAAGGGCGGAAGUGGCAGUGCCACGCCCAAUAAGCUGCGCCGCCCCCAACAGGCAACGCUGCUGAUCAAUCGCAAUGGCCAGCCCGUCUAUGUGGCCCCCGAGCUGCUCCAGCUGCAGCUGCAGGCUCAAGCCCAGCAGCAGCGCCAGCCGCCACUCACUGUGCCCGUUCGUCGCCAGGGUCAGCCCACCCAGUACAUCACCAUACCCUGGAGCCAGCUGGGCGUUGUGCCGCCCCAGCGUCAGUCAGUCGUAUCGCUGGCGGAUAACAUUCAAUCCCAGCCGCUCAUUCUCAACAUUCCCGAUGGCGCCAUCAGCGGCGUCGGCGGCGGCGGCGGCGGCAAGAAGCGCAAGCAGCAGCGUCCACAGCUCACCGCUGGCGCUUUGCCGCUGCUGGCGGAUGCUUCUCUAGUGGAUCUCUUCCAAGCGCCACAGAUUCCGCCCUCGCGCCAAACCACAAGCAAGCAGAAGCCCAAGCAGAAGACCAAGCCCAAGCCACAGCCCGUGCUGAUUGCCGCCAAACCGGUGACCACAGCCAACACGGGAUUGGGUGCCGGCAAUGUUCUGCCCACGCGCAUACGUCCCGGCACCAUUGUGGAGAAGGCGCCAGCCAUGGACGCCAGCCAGCCAGGCAGCCAGCCAGCGCAGUCAGCCUCCGAGAGUGAGCAGCAGCUGGCGGCAACAGUCGCCGACGCCUUGGCCAACAUGCCCGCCCAAUCCCAAACGGAGCAGGAGCAGUACAUACUCGUCGGCGAGGACAAUGAGCCAGGACUCUCGCGUCAUGUGCAGCCGGCGUACGGCGAUGCGCGCCGCUAUGUCAACUAUGGUGACUUCCAUCCCUACUUCGAUCUGCUGCAGCAGAAUCGACGCUACGCUCUGCACAAAUUCGGACGCUCGCUGGGGCAGCAGCAGCCGGCAGAGGCAGCGCCAGAGGCGGAACCGGAGUCUGUGCUCAUUGAAGAGCAGCAGGCUGAGGUUGAUGAAAACUAA